AUGUCCUUAAAGCCGGCACACUGCUUUGUGCGUGUGCGGCCCCUCACUGACGACGAGUUAAGGGCGCAGGAGCCGAGUUGUCUCACGGCGGAACCUGAAAAGCGGUGCAUCCGCGUUGGGCAGACAGAUAGUUACCACUUCGACGGUGUCUUUCAUGCAGCAACAACGUUGCAGGAAAUUUGCGAUACUCUCGUGGUGGGAUUGGUGCGAGAGGUGUUGAAGGGUUACCAAGAGGCGGUGCUUUUGUACGGUCCGACGGGUGGCGGGAAGACCCACACCCUGAACCAGCUGCUACCUGUGGUCGUCCGUCUAUUACUACAAGUUGCCGACUUAGAGCGUCUUACGUACGAGACAACGGUCACAAUGGAGUGUGUGGAGCUGUACAUGGAGCGUGUGUCGGACCUUUUUGACCCGUCCAAAACCGAUCUGCAGCUGCGAGAGUUUCCAGACACGGGUGUCUACGUACGAGGGGCGACAGAGAUGCCUAUUCGAUCCCCAGAGGAGCUUACACAAGUGUGGAGGAAAGCCGAGUUAUCCCGCUCACGCAACGCCACACGCCUCAAUGCCACAAAUACCCAUAGACACUGUCUUGUGACGUUGAAGAUAAGGCGUCGCCGUAAACUUCGGAACGACUACACGCUGAAUGAAGAGACAUUCGACAGCGACGAGGUUCCUUCUUCUCUGGUGACGACUGGGAGGAUAUACUUUGCCGACCUUGCUGGGUGCGAGCGACUGAAGGACUCUGGUAACGAUGGCGUUCGUCAGGCCGAGACAAUCACAAUCAACCAAUCUCUCUCAUCCCUUUGCAGUGUCAUGAAUGCACUGACUGACCCCAAGAAGACACACGUUCCUUUUCGGGACAGCAAACUCACCCGUCUGCUACAGGAGCCAUUGGGAAGAGAUGGCAGAUGUUACGUUCUGUUGUGCUUGCCACCCUCAGAAAGGUAUUUACCAGAAACACGUCUGGCACUGGCCUUUGGUGUACGGGCCAUGUCCAUUAUGCAACAGGCCGUUAGCCGUAAACAAGUUGACCCAACCACACAUCUAGUUGAGGUUCAACACUGGUUAGCUAGCCGCGUGCAUCUACUAGAAGCCCAGGUGCGGCGUCUGACAUCGUCCACCUUUGUCGAGUGUCCUAGAUGCAUAGAGAAGGAGAUUAAAUUACAUGACUUGUCGGAAGAAAUAAAACGCCAAGAGGCGAUCAUUUUCCACACAAAGGAGGAGUACGAUGUUUCACUUUUUCGUUUGCGGAGCGCCCUCGAGACGGCGCAAAACGACUCUGAACAUUAUCGUAAAAAAUCCACAAAAAGUGCGGUAUCGGAUGAAGAUGCGUACGAGCAGAAGAUGCGGGUCCUUAAUGAGUACUGGACUGGCUACGCUGCCUCUCUCCAAGAAGAGCUCGAGAAAACCGAACAAGAGAGGGAUGACGCCUGCUGUGAGUUACGCAUACUAUCCGAUGAAAUAAGACACUUAAGAGGAAUAGGACAUCUAAUAGACUCCUCACAUCCAAAUCCUGGCAUCACGGAACACAAUAAGAAUAAAGACUACAAUCAUACAGACGUCAGUACAUUCAUUGACAACAAUGGUAGCAUAGAGAAAGAACCCGAGAAUUUGCAGGAGCAGCUGUCGACUGCGGAGGCGACUGCCGCUGAACUUCGAACAGAGAACAAGCGUCUCUUGCACGCGUGCAGCUCGCUGCGCACGGAGCUGUGUGAGGCACAGCAGCGGGCAGCGGAGCUGGGUGAUGCCUCCGUCGAGGUGGGGGAGCUGCAGACACUGUGCCACAACCUUCGGCAAGGACUGGAUGCGGCGGAGCAGCGUGGCAUGCAGCAGCGCGAGAAUUUGCAGGAGCAGCUGUCGACUGCGGAGGCGACUGCCGCUGAACUUCGAACAGAGAACAAGCGUCUCUUGCACGCGUGCAGCUCGCUGCGCACGGAGCUGUGUGAGGCACAGCAGCGGGCAGCGGAGCUGGGUGUUUGUGAUUUUCUCAGUAGGAAGCCGUUAAAGAAAGGCGGAAAUGUUUCCGUUUUCCGAGGUGAUUGUGCCCAAGCUUCAUUGCGUAAUAGGAAGAAGCAUUUUUGCUGCUGGCGGAGUAAACUUUCUUCUGCCAUCGACGAGUUGAGUGGAAUAACACAAUCGGAAGGUAGUGGUGUGAGAAUCGGGUUGGUGAGUGAUGACAAUUUGACUGUAGAUGUUUCAAAUGUGGUGGUGCCCGAUGCAGCUUCAGUUGACAGCACAGCUAUCGUACUGAUGGAUAUUGAGGCCGCGUUGUAG
This is a messenger RNA of Trypanosoma rangeli, 2274 nucleotides long. RefSeq names its product kinesin motor domain containing protein. The transcript has a single exon. Gene Ontology annotation, molecular function: ATP binding; microtubule binding; microtubule motor activity. The coding region runs from base 1 to 2274 and encodes 757 amino acids. Lineage: Eukaryota; Euglenozoa; Kinetoplastea; Trypanosomatida; Trypanosomatidae. Gene Ontology annotation, biological process: mitotic spindle organization; microtubule-based movement. The record is from RefSeq and is a predicted model, not a curated record.